Messenger RNA from Paramecium tetraurelia, 1752 nucleotides. RefSeq lists its product as uncharacterized. NCBI's taxonomy places the organism in Eukaryota, Ciliophora, Oligohymenophorea, Peniculida, Parameciidae. The transcript has 6 exons. The record is from RefSeq and is a predicted model, not a curated record. Gene Ontology annotation, biological process: protein phosphorylation. Gene Ontology annotation, molecular function: ATP binding; protein kinase activity.
AUGGACCAAUUUAAAAGAAUCAAGAAAAUAGGCAAAGGCAAUUAUGGAGAUGUGUUGUUGGUGCAAAGAAAAUCAGAUGACAAAUUAUUCGCUAUAAAGAGAGUAGAUUUGAGUUUUAGAGAAAGCUAUGUGGUUGAUCCACUCAAUGAAGUCAAAUUGUUACGCAGUCUGGAUCACCCCAACAUUAUUUCGCAUUAUGACUCCUUCACCCAUAAUAAUAAAUUGUGUAUUGUUAUGGAAUAUGCUGAAAAUGCCGAUCUAAGUAUGAUGACCAACCAAGCCAAACAAACAUAAACAUACAUUGAUGAAAAUACAGUUUAGUAUUUGAUUUAUGCAAUAUUAUAGAUUCUUGGCUGGUUUUCCUAGAUCUCCAUUGCCAUCUAAUACCUCCACUAGUUGAAGAUAAUCCACAGAGACAUCAAAUUACAAAACAUCUUCCUCUGCACCAACGGAAUUGUAACAGUCAAAUUGGGAGAUUUUGGAAUAUCUAGAACUUUGGACAACACCUUGGAUCUGGCCUAAACGUCAAUCGGAACUCCAUUCUAUCUCUCUCCUGAAAUCUGUUAAAAUCAACAGUACAAUCAUAAGAUAGAUAUCUGGAUGUUGGGAUGCACUCUAUAUGAAUUAUGUUCACUUCAAAAGCCAUUUAAAGGGGAAUCCAUCAGUGAAAUUGCUUUUAAGAUCAUCAAUGAACCUCAUCCCAAGAUCCACAGAAAUUAUUCAGAUUUCAUCUCACAACUGAUAGAUGAAAUGCUAGAAAAGAACCCAGAAAAAAGACCAGAUAUCUCGACUAUUAUCUAAUAUCCACAAAUUCAAUCAGAAUUGUACAAGCUGCAAGGACUUUAUAAGACCUAAUUUAAUUACAUAUUACCAGUUUCACCGAUGCAGUCCAAUAAAUCUUCUUAGAAGAAAAUGCACAAAAAUUCUAUUCAUUUUCUUGUUGAGUAAUCCAAAUAAUUACAGUAAUAGCAAUAAUAAUAACAAUAACAAUCACCAUAGGUUUGCAAGUAGAAGAGAAGAAAAGUUUCUUUACAAUAAUUAAUUUAAGAUUCUUCAAACUAGAACUCACCUACAUUCAAAUAAUUAGCCACUGCUGAUAACGCCAAUAAGAAUAAGCCCUUAUCAUUUAAUCUGCAUACUCUUCCUGACGUCAUCAAUGAAUCCAUCUAAUAGAAUUCAGCUGUUAUGGCUUAAAGAUAAUUAAGAUAUUAGAAAUCGAUCUCCAUCAAUACUCAAAUUGAUGACGCAACGAAACGAGGCACAAAUGAAUACGAAAAUGAAAAUCAACCAACUCUCCUAAAGAAUCCUAAGACCUUUUCAUUUGCAGGCUAGUUCUUAAAUCCUAAUGCUCCCACUUCUCCCCAGAGAUCCAUUUUAUUGACAGAUUUUCUAAAGAGGAAGAUAGGAGAAGAGAGAUUCCAAUAGAUGAAGACUCUUUUGGAAUCAUCCAAUAAUCCUAUGAAGAUGUUGGAUUAAGAGAAAGAGUUGGUUAGUGAAAUAUUGGGAGAAGAAAACAUGGAGUGCAUCAAAAUUUUUAAAGUUCUGAUCAGUAGUUCAAUCACUCCUUAAGCCUAACAUACGAGAACUAAAAGUAGCCAAUCAUUUUAACAAUAUAAUCAUAAUGAUUAGUCAUUGAUCGAUCUGAUUAAGGAAUCUGAUCUAUUAUAAAAUGCGGAGCACUCUUAGAAUUCAGUGUUUGAGAUUUCGUUUAAAAAUUUAUAAAAUUGCCAUGAUGCUUUUAAACAAUCGUGA